AAACUUGCGCCGAGUUGAGGGGGUUACGAGACUUUUGAGUUCCAUUCCCCCAGAUCUAGCGACAGUCGAGUCCUCGACCCUCAGCUCAAGAUCUUCAUUCUGUAUCUGCGCUGCUCGAAUUUGGGGAUUUAAAGCGAAGAAAAGAAUUAUACUAGUUCGUUAUCUUGCCAUAAAUAGAAGGCAGUUAUGGCCGACGUAGAAGAGAACAGUUCUCUAUUUCUAAUAUUCGUCUUGACUAUAAUGGCUCUUCCUCUAGUGCCUUACACAAUUGUCAGGCUAUGCCGUGCUUUUUCUAGAAAAACGAAGAGUAUUCACUGUGAGUGUGCUUCAUGUUCAAGUUCAGGGAAGUACAAGAAAUCCAUUUUGAAGCGGAUAUCAAACUUCUCAACUUGUAGCAAUCUGACGCUUGUACUGCUUUGGAUCAUCAUGGGGAUUCUGGUCUAUUACAUCAAACAUAUAAGCCAUGAGAGCCAGCCAUUUGAGCCGUUCAGUAUUCUUGGACUCGAGCCAGGUGUUUCAGACUCUGAAAUAAAGAAGGCAUAUCGUAGACUCUCCAUUCUCUACCAUCCGGAUAAAAACCCUGAUCCAGAGGCACACAAGUAUUUUAUAGAGUUUAUAUCCAAGGCAUAUCAGGCCCUCACUGAUCCUAUAUCUCGUGAAAAUUUUGAAAAAUAUGGGCAUCCAGAUGGACGUCAGGGACUGCAAAUGGGGAUUGCUCUACCCCAGUUUUUACUCAAUUUUGAUGGAGCAUCUGGUGGAGUACUUUUACUCGGAAUUGUUGGAGUUUGCAUACUUUUGCCACUGAUGAUAGCAGUCAUAUAUCUCUCUAGGUCAUCAAAAUAUACUGGAAAUUACGUUAUGCAUCAAACUUUGUCCACAUACUAUUACUUCAUGAAGCCUUCUUUAGCUCCAAGCAAGGUUAUGGACGUCUUCAUCAAGGCUGCAGAGUACAUGGAAAUGCCAGUACGUAGAAGUGAUGAUGAACCCCUCCAGAAACUGUUUGUGGCAGUUAGAAGUGAACUGAAUCUGGACCUUAAGAACAUCAAGACAGAGCAAGCAAAGUUUUGGAAGCAACAUCCAUCUUUAGUUAAGAUGGAGUUGUUGAUUCAAGCCCAAUUAACCCGGGAAUCAGCUUUGCUCUCUCCAUCGCUUCAGAGUGAUUUUAAGGAAAUGCUAGAACUUGCACCUCGUCUUCUUGAAGAAUUGUUGAAGAUGGCAGUAAUACCACGUAGCUCUCAAGGACAUGGCUGGCUAAGGCCAGCAAUUGGUGUAGUUGAGCUUUCUCAAUGUAUCAUCCAGGCUGUCCCUCUCAGUGCAAGAAAAGUAACUGGAGGAAAUUCAGAAGGCAUAGCACCUUUUUUGCAGCUUCCACAUGUCAGUGAGACAAUUGUCAAGAAAAUUGGAAGAAAGAGAGUGCGGACAUUGCAAGAACUACAAGACAUGACAGUAGAAGACCGUGCUGAGCUGCUGACUCAGGUUGCAGGCCUCUCUCUAUCCCAAGCCCAUGAUAUCGAAGUUGUUCUUGAUAUGAUCCCUUCCAUCACUGUUGAUAUCACCUGUGAAACCGAAGGCGAAGAGGGCAUACAAGAGGGUGACGUCGUAACUAUGUAUGCUUGGGUUACCCUUAAGCGUAAAAAUGGGCUCAUUGGUGCCCUUCCUCAUUGCCCAUACUAUCCAUUCCACAAGGAAGAAAACUUUUGGUUGUUACUUGCCGACCCGGUCUCUAAUGAAGUGUGGAUGUCUCAAAAGGUUAGUUUCAUGGAUGAGGCUGCUGCUGUUACUGCCGCUUCCAAGGCAAUUCAAGAAACAAAAGAGAGCUUAGGUGCGAGCUUGAAGGAGAUAAGUGUUGCGGUGAGAGAGGCAGUUGAGAAGGUGAGAAGUGGGUCAAGAUUGGUCAUGGGAAAGUUUCAGGCUCCUGCUGAGGGGAGUUACAAUCUGAGUUCAUUCUGCUUGUGUGAUGCUUGGAUAGGUUGUGAUAAGAAAACAAAUAUAAAACUGAAGGUUUUGAAAAGGAGUCGGGGUGGGACUAGGGGUCAUGUGGCUGAAGAAGGACCUGUGGCUGAGGAAGGUAUCGAGGAGGAAGAAGAUGAGGAAGAAGAGGAAUAUGAUGAUUAUGAGAGUGAGUAUAGUGAUGAUGAUGAGGAUGAGAAAGAUGAGAAGGGGAAGGGGAAGGUUGUGAAUGGUGUUGUUCAUGAGAAAGGAAAUUCGAGCUCUGAGAGUGAUGAAGAGUGAAUGAUUCAUUUUUGAGCUAGAGAUUUGAAUUUGGUUUUCCUUACUCUGGUGGAAGCUCGGCCAAUUUAAACUGUAAGCUGCAACGAUAAGGUUCUGAAUCUUGGUGGGUUGGCUUGAAAGUGGAUUAUACGCGUAAUAAUGUCGCAAUUUACAUGUAAUAGUUGUAAAACUGAGAUAAGAGGACUGAGUGAAAGCCAACGGAGUGUAAUGAGUUAAUAUAUCGGGCUCACUGUAUGAGAUUUUUCCAUUCUACAACUUUAAAGAGAGAUCAAGAAACUGCAAGAUUAUGCUGGCUACAAAAAUGAACAUGUAUACUUUCGAUUUCUUCA
This is a messenger RNA of Asparagus officinalis (garden asparagus), 2561 nucleotides long. RefSeq names its product dnaJ protein ERDJ2-like. Gene Ontology annotation, molecular function: RNA binding; transmembrane protein transporter activity. Lineage: Eukaryota; Viridiplantae; Streptophyta; Magnoliopsida; Asparagales; Asparagaceae. The transcript is spliced from 11 exons. The record is from RefSeq and is a predicted model, not a curated record. The coding region runs from base 187 to 2232 and encodes 681 amino acids. Gene Ontology annotation, cellular component: Sec62/Sec63 complex. Gene Ontology annotation, biological process: SRP-dependent cotranslational protein targeting to membrane; post-translational protein targeting to endoplasmic reticulum membrane.